AUUAUGUUCUAGAAUGCGAGUUAAAUUCCACAACUUCACAACACAGCAAACGUUCAUGCCAACCUUGUUAAUAUAUUGUACCCUAAAAUUCUACUAAUCUUAAUUAGAUCUAAACUUACAGAAGUUCCUAGCUUAAUUUUCGACUAGAAGAUUUAUAAAUUACUACAUUACCACAAAAAAAAUGAAGCAAAAGAUUGUGGUUAAAGUACAAAUGCGGUGUGGAAAAUGCAGGAAAAAGGCGAUGAAGAUUGCUGCUAGUGCAGAAGGGGUGAUAUCAGUAGCCAUACAGGGGAACGACAGGGACGAGAUUGUUGUGAUUGGAAAUCGGGUGGAUUCAGCUGGUUUAUGCACGGCGUUAAGGAAAAAACUAGGUGAUGCUAACUUGGUGAGCGUAGAAGAAAUCAAAGAUCCAAAGCCGGAAGAAAACAAGAAAGACGUAAAACCCGAAGAAAAGAAACCUGCAGAAGAACAGAAAAAACCAGCAGCAGAAGGAGGAGAUCAGAAGCAAGCAGAACAGAACAAGGAAAACAAAGAUGGAGCGAAAUCGGAAGCAGCAGCAGCAGCUGUAGAACCAACAGUUGUUAAUUAUCAUCAUUAUCCCCCAAAUUAUUAUCCACCUCCUAAUUACUGCGGCGCAAAUCAACCUCAAUGUUACUUGUACACUACUCAUUAUGAAGACAGUCCUGCAGGCUGCAUCAUUAUGUGAAUAAUGUGAUUUCAUUGUAUUGUAAUUUUCUUUAAACUUGCCAUCCUACAAAAAAAAGAAAAAAAAAAAAAAAACUGAUCAUGUUGUUUAAUUCGUUGACAUUAGCAUAUAAGUUUUAUUAGCUUGGUAAUUUUUUCUUUAUUAUUCUGUUGUUUUGGUUGAGCAUGGUAAUACAAUAAUGAAGCAAUUUCAUGCGAUAAGUUUCUUGCUUGUUACGGAGUAAUAUGUUUUGUUUAAUGUUAUUUUCAACUCUUGAUUUUCCUUUUGCAUCUUUUGAAGAUUUUUCUCCCUCACCUGAAUCGUUUGUUUUGAUUAGAAA
Molecule: messenger RNA, 1025 nt
Organism: Chenopodium quinoa (quinoa)
Lineage: Eukaryota; Viridiplantae; Streptophyta; Magnoliopsida; Caryophyllales; Amaranthaceae
Product: heavy metal-associated isoprenylated plant protein 16-like
Exons: 3
Coding region: 182-706 (174 amino acids)
Molecular function (GO): metal ion binding
Source: RefSeq, a predicted model, not a curated record